This is a messenger RNA of Pogoniulus pusillus (Red-fronted tinkerbird), 4913 nucleotides long. RefSeq names its product formin binding protein 1 (gene FNBP1). Gene Ontology annotation, molecular function: protein binding. Gene Ontology annotation, biological process: signal transduction. Bases 256 to 2202 code for a protein of 648 amino acids. The record is from RefSeq and is a predicted model, not a curated record. NCBI's taxonomy places the organism in Eukaryota, Metazoa, Chordata, Aves, Piciformes, Lybiidae. The transcript has 18 exons.
CCCCCGCCGCGGCCGCCUCCCCGCGCCCCGCUCGGGCCAUUUUGCGGCGCGAUGAGGCGGGAGCGGCGCUGAGCAGCCAGCGGCCCCGGCCUGGAGCGUCCCGGCUAGUUCCGCUCCACUCCGGACCCUCCUUGGCUUGCUUCGCCCCGCUGGGGCCCGGCCCUCCGUGCGCGGACAGCGAGGGGGAAGCCAGCCCAGCCCAGCCCGGGGACAGCGAGACCCCCGCCCGCCGGCCCGCGGCGGCGCGGCGGAGCCAUGAGCUGGGGCACGGAGCUGUGGGACCAGUUUGACAGCCUGGAGAAGCACACCCAGUGGGGCAUCGAUGUGCUGGAGAAGUACAUCAAGUUUGUCAAGGAGAGGACCGAGAUCGAGCUCAGCUAUGCAAAGCAGCUCAGGAACCUUUCCAAGAAAUACCAACCCAAAAAGAACUCCAAGGAGGAGGAGGAGUACAGGUACAGCUCGAGCAGAGCCUUCGUGGCCACGCUGAGCGAGCUGAGCGACUACGCGGGGCAGCACGAGGUGAUCUCGGAGAACAUGACCGCGCUCAUCACCGCCGAGCUCGGCCGCUUCGUGCAGGAGCUGAAGCAGGAGCGCAAAGCGCACUUCCACGAAGGCAGAAAGGCACAGCAGCACAUCGAGACCUGCUGGAAGCAGCUGGAAGCAAGCAAGAGGAGGUUCGAGCGUGACUGCAAGGAGGCGGAGAGGGCACAGCAGCACUUCGAGAGGAUGGAUGCUGACAUCAACGUCACCAAGGCAGACGUGGAGAAGGCCAGGCAGCAGGCCCAGCUGCGGCAGCAGAUGGCAGAGGACAGCAAGGCUGAGUACAGCUCCAUGCUGCAGAGGUUCAACGGCGAGCAGCACGAGCACUACUACACACACAUCCCAACCAUCUUCCAGCGCAUCCAGGAGAUGGAGGCGCGGAGGAUCGUGCGGCUCGGCGAGUCCAUGCGCACGUUCGCGGAGGUGGACCGGCAGGUGGCGCCCAUCAUCGGCAAGUGCCUGGACGAGAUCACCAAGGCGGCGGAGCAGAUCGACCCCCGCAGCGACUCUCAGCUGGUCAUAGAAGCCUUCAAGUCAGGGUUUGAGCCCCCAGGGGACGUUGAGUUCGAGGACUUCACGCAGCCGAUGAAGCGGACGGUGUCUGAGUCCAGCCUCUCCAACUCCAAGGGGGAUGGCAAGUCUGAGCCCAAGUUUGGCAGCAAGUCCAAGGGCAAGCUGUGGCCAUUCAUCAAGAAAAAUAAGCUUAUGUCCCUUUUAACGUCCCCUCAUCAGCCCCCUCCUCCUCCCCCUGCCUCUGCCUCACCCUCUGCUGUUCCCAACGGCCCCCAGUCUCCCAAGCAGCCAAAGGAACCCCUCUCCCAUCGCUUCAACGAGUUCAUGACCUCCAAACCCAAAAUCCACUGCUUCAGGAGCCUAAAGCGUGGGCAGCAGACACAGUCUUUGUAUAUUCACAAAGAGCUGAUGAAGAGGACUUUAGGGACCCCCACCUGUGCCGUUGAGGCUAGGGAGUAUGUUCUUUCUCUCAAGCUGGGAGCAGGGCCAGAGGACUUCAGCAACCUCCCACCUGAGCAGAGGAGAAAGAAACUUCAGCAGAAGGUGGAUGAGCUAAACAGGGACAUCCAGAAGGAGCUGGAUCAAAGAGAUGCCUUAACCAAGAUGAAAGAUGUGUACAGCAAGAACCCUCAGAUGGGAGACGCUGCCAGCGUGGACCAGAGGCUGGCAGAGCUUGGGCAGAACAUCGAGAAGCUGCGGCUGGAGGUGCAGAAGUUCGAGGGCUGGCUGGCAGAGGUGGAGGGCAGGCUGCCCGCACGGAGCGAGUCAGCGAGACGCCAGAGUGGCCUCUACGAGGCCCAGCACACGGCAGCCAUCAACAGCUGUGCACAGGACAGAGAGAGCAGCCCAGAUGGCAGUUACACAGAGGAGCAGAGCCAGGAGACUGAGCUGAAGGUGCCUGCCACGGACUUCGACGAUGAGUUCGAUGAUGAAGAGCCCCUGCCCACCAUAGGCACCUGCAAAGCUCUCUACACCUUUGAAGGUCAGAACGAGGGAACCAUCUCGGUGGCAGAGGGGGAGCUGCUCUACGUCAUCGAGGAGGACAAGGGCGACGGCUGGACGCGGGUGCGGCGCAGCGAGGAUGAGGAGGGCUACGUCCCCACCUCCUACCUGCAGGUCUAUUUGGACAGGAACGCCAAAGAUCCCUAAAGGUGUUUGUGCUGGUGCAAGAACCUCGGGGCGAGCUUGUCACAGAAGGAGAAACAAAAUGGUCUGUGAACCCUGCAGGCAGACACACACUGCCCUGGGAGCCAGGCUGCCAGCCUUGGCUGCAGCUCCCACUCACAAAUUCACACCUAAAUUGCCCCCAGCCUGGCUCAGCAGCUUGCUCUUCAUGGCAUGCACUCACCAGCCCUCCCCACGCCUCUGCCAGCCUGGCACAGCUCCUCUGUGACCACAGCCAACACUUGCCCCUGCCAGCACCCCUUGCUGAGGACUGGCUGCCCUCGGAGGCAGAGGCUGAGCAGGGCCCCAGCAUGGUCUGUCUGCUGUCCCCCCGUGUCCCUCAGCCCCCCUGAAUGUAUGCCCUGGGCCAGCAGCUCUCACACGGUGCCUUUAGUGCCCAUCCCCUGGGCAGCCUGGAAGGGAGGUGGACUGCAGGUGGAGAACUUCCCCUGGGGCAGGCUCCCAGCAGCUGGGCUGGGGGCUCUCAGGGGGAUCCUCUGGGCCCAGGUGCAUCAUUCAGUGUCCUGCUCCCCCCAGAGCUCACUGAUGCCAGCCGCUGCUGCGUGAUAGCUCCAGGCUGAUGCUCAUCCCAAGUGUCCACUGCCUGUGACCUUGCUGUGCCCUGCCAGCCCCAGGCUCACCUCUGAGUGCUGUCUCCUGCCUGUUCUCUCUGCCCCUUCCUCUUUAGCCGCCUCCUCCUCCUCAGACAGGCAGUGGCAGUGUGGGCUGCAGCCCCAGGCCGUGGUGCCCAGGGCUCCGUUGGGCUCCGUUUUGCUCUCGAUUCCAGCUGCAUGCUCACCCCUGUCGCCUUGCCCAGGUCACCCUGCCCCGGUGGCCUUGCCCAGGCCCCACUGUGUGCUGGCUCCUUGCCCUCUCUGCCUGCAGUUGUCUCCUGUUGGGUUGUUUUGCUGCGUUCCAGCCCUGCCUCCUCUCUCUGCAUGGCCUCCUGUGUGUCCUCAUCACUUCACUGCUUGAGCUACAGAGUUCCUUUAGAGCAAUAAGAGCAGACCCCUGGGCACCCUCCUCCUCCUCCCACCUUGCCAUGGACUGGAGCUUGACCCAGGAGCCAGCAGGCACUGUGCCCACCCUGCCCUCUCUUGGGCUCCUUUGAAGCAGUAGCUAAGUGGUGCUGCCUUUGCCCAUCUCCUGCAGUGGGCACAGAGCUGCAACAUCCCCAGCCCUGGCUCAACCUUGACCUCAGCUGCCCGAGGAAGGCUCAGAGCUUCCUCCCCUCCUGCCCUUGGCUGUUGGCUGCCCCUUGCCCUUCACUGCUGCUGGGAGUUUGAUCUGGUACCUGGCUGAGCCCCAUCAGAGUCACUGCUGCUCAAUCCCUCCUGAGGGCUAACUCAGCGAUCAGCAGAUCGUUCUGGGAGGGAAUCCACUUUGCUCUUAGGGCUCUUCAGCACCUCUGUGUCCCCAGAAGGUGAGAAGAGGGACAGGGAAGCCUCUGGCAGUGAGCUUGGCAGCUCUCGGGCUGAGUUAGCAGCUGCUCCCCGUGCUGUGGUGGCCUGGCCUGUCCCCAUUGGGAUGAAGUCACUUCGGAGCUGGUGGCAGGCACUGCUCAGAGCUCUUGGCCCUUCCUCAUCCCAGAUCCCCACUGCUGCUUUUGCUGACACAAAGCCCUCAGCCUGCAGCUCCUGUCUCUGCUGGUGUCUGCCAGCAGCAGCUUCUGCUUUUCCUCCACCUGCAGGGACUCAGGAGCCUGCCCCUGGAUGCAGGCGCUGGCAGGGCCCUGAUCCACUCGAUCCCCAUCCCCAGUGCUGCUCUGCUCACUGCACUGCCCGGAUCCAGGAGCAGGCAGCAGCAGAGGAUGACCCAGCCCUUGGCACCUGAGCGCCUUGCAGGGGCUCUGUGGCACCCCCUGCUCAGGCUGCAGCAGCAUCAGAAGCAUCUUCAGCAUGGGUUUAGCUGCAGGGUUUCUCCUCCUGGUGUGGAAUCAGCAGCUGGAAGAAUUCCUCCUCACCGAUGUGUGGAAAUUCCAGGCUGUGCUGUGCCCUGGGUGCCCCCUGCCACCCCCUGCACAUCUGAGCAGCUGCAGUGUUGGUGCUGCAGGAGCAGGGACUUGGCUCUUGCUGCCUGGUUUGCUCCAGCAGCCUGCCUGCAGCUUUGGUAAAGUUGGCAGCCCCUAGCUCAGAGCUGCAAGAAGAGGCCUAAGGUCAGCCCAGGCUCAGUCCUCUGCUCAGGGCAGCCAAGGAGGAGCCUCAGCAGGACUCAGCCUCUGCACAGGCCUAAGGACUCUCUGGGGCUGGUUUUUACAAGCUCUGACGUUCCUAAUGCUGCCCAGGAGCCAGGGCUGCUCCUCCUGGCACCUCCUCAGCCCAGCAGAAGCCUCCCAUGCCCUUUGUUACCAGCUGUAAAUAGAGAACUGACACUGGAAGCUGUGGCUCCUGCUGGGUGCUGCUCAGAAGUUCAUCCACUUUGAUGCUUUUUUGGGUUUUUGUUCUCCUGCCUGAAGUGUCAAAAAGAGACCUAAAAGAAGCCAAAAUUCUAUUUUCAGAGGCUGCUGUUGAGCACUUUUUUAUCUGUAUAUCUGUGUUUGUGGUUCCAGCAUGGGGCCCUGGGUCCUGCUGGCAUCUCAGUGUUGUGAUUUCAUUGCCAAUGUGUAACAGGUUCUGGUGUUGCCCUUCCAUAGCUGGAGACAGAAUCCAACCAAAUAAAAGUGCUUCCACCUCGUGCCCGUGGCAGGGGAGUCACCA